Molecule: messenger RNA, 1679 nt
Organism: Bactrocera latifrons
Lineage: Eukaryota; Metazoa; Arthropoda; Insecta; Diptera; Tephritidae
Exons: 5
Coding region: 1-1329 (442 amino acids)
Cellular component (GO): plasma membrane
Source: RefSeq, a predicted model, not a curated record
AUGAUACGAGAUGUCUCCAGCUCAACACUUGGACGCGAGGAGGAACGCAAGCCGCUUAUGGCGGCGUACAUGUUCCAGCGUCGUGUGCUGUUCGGUUGCAGCGUGUUGAUGGUGGUCUCGCUCAUCAUGUGGAUUGUAGCCAUUUCAACGGACCACUGGGUUAUCAUAACCGGUGGAAAAGGCAUUUUCAUACCGGAGACACGACGAUUUUUUAUGGACUCACACUCCGGUUUAUGGGUGCAUUGCCGGCACACUAAAACACCUAACGCGUUGCCCACUGCCAAUGUGGUGCGCAACUUCACGUCCAUAGCUUAUGUGAACCCUGCAACGUUAAUGGAUGCCAAAUUGAAUGCAUCAGCGCUUGAGUUUGUGCGUGAAUUUAGCGAGGAAAUUGUGGAGAUACCGAUGAAGAAUUUUACGGAGUCCGCUAGACGACGUAUGUUUGCGCAUUGGGUGCGUAAUGACGAGGAAGAGUUUAAAGCAUUCAAAAAAAUCUUUGAAGAUCUCGUAUUAAACACAACAGCCACACAAGCCGAAACCGUACCCAUAAAUGCCAAGCCAAUCGCAAUUGAUCCGCUAAAUGUACGCGAAAUAGAGUCACGAAAAAUCUUCGGAACGGCACUGCAAAAAGUCAGGGUCAAUGCGACAUCAUAUUAUUUUGUUAUACCAGAAGCGGCGCAAUUGGCAAUAUUUGCGGGUUGGAAUGGGAAACCAUAUGUGCCAAAGCUCUUCUGGCCAUAUGUGCGUGAUUUGGGCGUGCCCGCAUUUGUGCUGGAUGACCAUCAGGUGAUAUUGCAACUGGUGCCACCACUACCACCAAGCAGUGGCCGCGAAGCGAACGGUUAUGUCUAUCAACCGAAUGAACGUUGCAAGUACAUAGACAUGUUCACCAACCCCAAGUCGUUGAACAAAGAUCCCGGCAUCGAUGUGGAGCUGAUGGAUUAUAUACGUACACAGGCUUCGUUUGCCUGCAUCACCGUGUUCGUUAUGAGUCUGGGUUCGGUUUUCUCAUUUUACACUUUCAAGAAUCCGCGUUAUAUGUUUAAGCGUUUAGCUGGUGGUAUUCACUUGGUUUCCGCCUCUACUGCCGUGGUUGUUUUACAGGUGCUCUUUUCAUCUGUUGAUUACACAAAGAAGCACUUAUUCUACGCAUAUCCCGAAGGUGCUGAACUUACUUAUGGUUAUGGCGUCUACUUAGCGUGGUUUACUUUUAUAGUGAAUUUAGUGUGUGGUAUUCUAUUUAUGUGGUAUUCGGGCAAGAAGAAGGGUGCGAAAGCACCCAACGAUGAAGUAGCAAUGGCAGACGAGCCCACAAUAAUGGGCAGAUAAUUACUUUAACCAACCAACAUUGUUCAAUAUAUGUAUAUGCGUGAAUAUAUAUGUCAAAAUAGUGCCCACCGAUCAUCAGUGUACCUUAACAUACUCGCUAAUGUGCUAUAUGGUUGAACAAUUUCCUGUGAAAGCCAUUACGAAAGAUGACAAAUAAUGCAAAAUUAGUUUUUGAAACAAAAAAUUGUUAUAUCCAAUAUAAAAUAGCUGCUGAGGCAUCAAAAAAUGGUCAUCGUUGAGCAGGAAUCUAAAAUUAGUCAGAACUAUAUGAAAGUAACACGUUUUUUAAUAAAAUAAUUUGCAGUUCCUAAAUGACUAAUAUUGUAAAAAAUAAAGAUAAUUAUAUUUUA